This is a messenger RNA of Coffea arabica (coffee), 2794 nucleotides long. The record is from RefSeq and is a predicted model, not a curated record. Lineage: Eukaryota; Viridiplantae; Streptophyta; Magnoliopsida; Gentianales; Rubiaceae.
AUGCAAGAACUCAACUCUAGAGUCUAUACUGCUCCUUCACUCUUCCCUCUCUGCUUAAGUCUACAAUCUACAUCCACCUUCUUCUCUCUCUGUUUCUUCUCCAUUUUUUUUGGUUCUACACUAAAUCGGCCAAAACACUUUCUUCCGCAACGACUACAGGAUUGGAGAUGGCGGAAGGGGCUAAAAGCGUGAUACGAAUUGAAUCAGACGACGAGAACGAGAACGAGAACCCGAACGAGAGCGAGAACAGGAACGAGAAUGACUGUUCCCAGUCCGAAGAAUGGUGCUUUGUCUGCCACGACGGUGGCAUGAUUCGUGACUGUGAUUUUCCGAAAUGUAGAAAAGCUUAUCACCACAAAUGCGUUGGUCAAAAGAAAUCAUUUCUUACAAGUAGUAUCAGCUGGAAUUGCGCUCGACACUCAUGCUCCAAAUGUGGUGGAAAGCCAAGAAUUAUGUGUUACUGCUGUCCCAAAGCAAUAUGCCAUCAAUGUAUUGACUCUGCAGAGUUUUUUCCAAUUAAACAAGAAAAUGGAUUUUGCAAGGACUGUAUGAAUUUUGUGCUGCUUUUUGAAGGAAUUGUAGAUUCAGACUCCAGCUUGCACAAAAGAAUGAGUCUUGGGGAUCUUUCCACACAAGAAAGAUAUCUCAAGGAAUAUUACGAGAUCAUAAAGAAGCAAUACAGCCUUACUUUUGGUCAUAUCCAAUCUGCCAGAAGGCAAUUGAAGAAUCGAGAGAAGCACAAAUCUUGUGAGAGUUUAGAUGAUGCCAACAAGAAUAAGAGAUCUAGGGUUCUACCAAGGACAAAGCUGUGUUUUAACACAACUUCUCCAAGUGAGGAGGUGGUAAGCAGUAAAACUCCGACCUUGUUUGCAGCAGUCGUUCUUGAUAAUAUUAGACUUGCAUAUCUGAGAAGGAGAUUAAUUGGGAAGCUCCUGGAGCAGCCUGAAUCUUUUGAGAACAAGGUAAAAGGUACUUUUGUUCUUGUUGAAUUACCUUCACCUGAUGGACGUCAGAGGAAAACUCGUCAGCUUGUGCAAGUGACAGGCACAAGGAAGACUUCAGGUCAUCAUGAUGAGGUGGAUAUUAAGCUUCUAGCAUCAAAUAUUCCAAAUGAAAUUUCAAUUCACAUGUUAUCAAAUGCUGAUCUGUCUGAGAAGGACUGUGAAGAUCUCAGACAGCAGGUGCAAAAUGGUCUGCUUAGAAUGCCUACUGUGGAGGAGCUUGAACAAAAGGCCAGAGUUCUGCGUGAGGAAAUUGUGGAUGAUAUGAUUGCUACAGAGUUGAGAGUCCUGCAAGUAAAAAUUGACAGAGCUAAUGAAAAGGGUUGGAGACGAGAAUUGUUCGAACUUAGAAAUAGAAGGACACAGCUAGAAGCACCAUCAAAGCGGUUGUGGUUAAUAAAUAAUGUUCCAGUGGUCAUUUCAGAAGAAGUAGAUAUCAAUGUUAUGUCUUGUGGAACUGCAGAUGACAGACAGGGAAGCGAAGGCUCACCGGUAUCAAUCCCAAUUGAAGGGUCACAAUGCACUAGUAACUGUGAUAAAUUCAGUGAAAGCUUGACAAAUUCAGUACCUAUCAAUAAUGUGGAGGCAGGUGGUAAAACUAUCUCAGUAGUGUCCCUCUUCAAGAGAUCACCAGGUGCCUAUACUCCAACUGAAGAGCAUGCAAGGAAGCUGGUGAAAGAUCCCGUGGUGAAUGAUGCUACACCUUUUUGUCCUCAAACCACAAACACAGAGACCAAUCCCAUGGUGAAUAAUGCUAUGCCUUCAUGUCCGCAAACCACAGACACGGAGACCAAUAAGGACCCUGAGCAACUGUUUCCAGAAAUUGAGCAGAAUAAACCAAUACAAGGACAGAAGGUGAAUGUAAAAGGCACAGCCAUGAAUACUGUUGAGCCCUGUUUAGAGCAGAGUCGCUCCAUUUGUUUUGUUCCUGCUUUUCCAUUGGAUGGCAAGGUUAUGACUCCUGUUGUUGAUCAUCAUCCAACUAUGACACAGCAAUCAAAUAAUGAAAGCUCCUUGAGAAGGGAGCUUGACUCCUUACGUUGUGACCUUGUAAGCACGUCCACAAGGGGCGCUUUACUGGAGGAUGAAUUGAAGGCGCUCAAAAAUAAGAUGGAGCAUGAUGCUCUUGUAACCCCAUCCAAAAUUUCAAGCAUGGAGAAAAAACUUGAUUUGAUGUUUGAGCACCAUGCCAGGCAGUCCGGAGGUGCACAGGUUGAACCUGCCCAGGAGAAAAUAACCUCUUCUAACAAGUCAAAAAUGUCUGCGGGUGAUGUCACAAGGUUGUUGGAACCUAUAAAAAGAGCUGGUUGGACUGAAGCUUUGGAAGAGGUAAAGGCAAAGCACCUCCCACACUUGAAUCCGAUUGAAUUCCCUAUGUAUGACCCUGGUUCCCGGCUCAAAGUAAGCCUUAUUGCAAAGAGAAUUUGUGAAUCUGGUAUUCAUAUUGAUCAUUUGGUGUCAUUAGAAGCAACUGAGAAAGAACAGGCUAGCGAAACUCAGCGCAACAUCUAUCUAACUUGAGGUUGAGAACUCGAAACUGUCGAUGAAGGUUAACUUCUAGAUAUUCCUACUCGAGUCCCUUAGCCAUGACCCUUUUAGGUGGUGGUGUUAGCUUCUGAUUCCUGUGUUCGUUGUUUCUUUGGAAACCUUGUAAGAACAAUGUGUGUGUGUGUGUGUGUGUGUUUUUUUUUUUUCUCUCUCUCAAGAAACAGUAGUAAAAGCUUAGUUAAAGUUUGUGAAAACACUUGGUCAAUACUAUCUCUUUAGAAUAAGAUAAACCUGGUGGUUUGACA